AAAUCAAGAAGCAGAACUCGCGACGUUACGCAGCCGCCAUUUUGUUUCACCGGGAGUAAAGAAACUAACCUGCAGAGCACCGGCGUCAAUAUUUUCCUUUUUUUAAAGCACCUUCAACACGGCGGAUCAGCAUCGUGCACCCAAGUUUAGAUUCGCAUGAUGUCUGGAGACAUGGCCACAGAUCACGUAAACGGGAACGGGACUGAGGAGCCGAUGGACACCACAGCAGCGGUGACCCAGUCGGAACACUUCCCGGCUCUGCUGGAAGCUGGUUUACCCCAGAAAGUUGCUGAGAAGCUAGAUGAACUUUACGUAGCAGGCCUAGUAGCGCAUAGUGACCUAGACGAAAGGGCUAUUGAAGCUUUGAAAGAAUUCAACGAGGAGGGAGCCCUGCAGGUGCUGGUCCAGUUCAAAGAGAGUGAUCUGUCACAUGUGCAAAACAAAAGUGCCUUUCUCUGUGGGGUGAUGAAGACUUACAGGCAGAGAGAGAAACAAGGGACUAAAGUUUCAGACUCCACUAAAGGACCGGAUGAGGCUAAAAUCAAAGAACUCCUGGACAGAACCAACUACACACUUGACGUAACAACAGGGCAGCGGAAGUAUGGCGGCCCCCCCCCUGAGUCGGUGUACUCGGGUGCCCAGCCCAAUGUUGGAACAGAGAUAUUUGUGGGGAAGAUUCCCCGUGACUUGUUUGAAGACGAGCUGGUUCCUCUCUUUGAGAAGGCCGGGCCCAUCUGGGACCUCAGGCUAAUGAUGGACCCGCUGAGCGGCCUGAACAGGGGCUACGCCUUUGUCACGUUCUGCACCAAGGAAGCGGCCCAGGAGGCGGUGAAGCUGUGUAAUAAUCAUGAGAUUCGCCCCGGCAAGCACAUCGGGGUGUGUAUAUCUGUCGCCAACAACAGGCUAUUUGUUGGCUCCAUUCCCAAGAGUAAAACAAAGGAGCAGAUUGUAGAAGAGUUUGCUAAAGUCACAGAGGGCCUCAGCGACGUCAUACUGUACCACCAGCCCGACGACAAAAAGAAGAACCGAGGCUUCUGCUUCCUGGAGUACGAAGACCACAAAGCGGCCGCUCAGGCUCGCCGCCGGCUAAUGAGCGGCAAGGUGAAGGUGUGGGGCAACGUGGUGACAGUGGAGUGGGCCGACCCCAUCGAAGACCCUGACCCAGAGGUCAUGGCGAAGGUGAAGGUUUUAUUUGUGAGAAACCUCGCCAACGGUGUCACAGAGGAGAUCCUGGAGACGUCCUUUAGUGAGUUUGGGAAACUGGAGCGAGUGAAGAAGCUCAAAGACUACGCUUUCAUCCACUUCGAAGAGAGGGACGGUGCUGUGAAGGCUUUGGAAGAAAUGAACGGGAGGGAGCUGGAGGGAGAGCCCAUAGAGAUUGUUUUCGCUAAGCCGCCUGAUCAGAAAAGGAAGGAGCGCAAAGCUCAGAGACAAGCAGCCAAAACACAAAUGUAUGAUGACUAUUACUACUACCCUCCCCCUCCCCACAUGCCUCCUCCCGUCAGAGGCCGGGGCAGAGGCGGCAACCGGGGCGGCUAUUCUUACCCCCCUGACUACUACGGCUAUGAUGACUACUACGACUACUACGGCUAUGACUAUCACAACUACCGCGGCGGCUACGACGACCCCUACUACGGGUACGACGACUUCCAGGCUCCGAGCCGAGGGCGGGGCGGCAACAGGGGCCCCCGGGGCGGAUCCUCCCCGGCCAGGGGUCGAGGCGGCGCCGGGGCACCCAGGGGCAGGGCCAACUUCUCCCAGCGAGGCGGGCCCGGACCGGGCCGCGGCGGACGGGGCGCAAGAGGAGGCGUGCAGCCGAGAGGGCGAGGAGGGGUACGUGGUGCUCGGGGUGGCCGCGGUGGAAAUGUAGGAGGAAAGCGCAAAGCUGAUGGGUACAACCAGCCAGAUUCGAAGCGUCGCCAGACCAAUAAUCAGAACUGGGGCUCUCAACCCAUUGCUCAGCAACCGCUCCAAGGUGGUGAUCAUUCUGCAGGGAAAAGGGGUCGAGGCUGGUCCUGAUGCGUCGCUAUGAAGACUGACCCCCCCCUCCCCUUCCCUCCCCCCAGCGUAUGGCGGUACACGCUGCAGGCUGCCAGUGGAUGGAAAUGGUAAGGUCAACUUGACUCAGUGGUCUAAUGGCAAUCCAACCUUUCUGGGUGUUUUUUGUUUUUUUUGUUUUUUAAAGAAGCUGCCACGCUCUGAGAUAAUCAGAAGAGCAAAAAGCGAGUAGACUUUAAGUUUUAUAAGCCCCCCCAAACCCCAAAUAUGCCAUUUGAGACGAACUGAGCAGGAGUUCACGAUGAUGGACGUCCUCCUGGAGGAAAAAGUCUUUGCACUUUGUCGUGUUUUUUUUUAUUUUUUUUUGGAGUGUUUUAGUGGAACUUGAUGCUUAUUUUAUAUUUUGUAUUUCUUUGAGUUUAAACUACAACUUUCAUGACGGACAAGACACGAUAAUCUCUGACUGUCAGGGAAAGCGUUGGAGGUGUUGAGGGUCGGGCGUUCCAGGAAUAUGGUGCUUUAAGAACCUAAGCCGCCAUGGGGUCCGUUAACUACCUCAGGUUUCGAGGACUCGCCUGUUCUGCCCCCAACCCUCCCCCCUGUUUUGCACUUGAGGAAACUUGAGGCAGGGUUUGAACCCCAAACACAAGCAACGGAGCGCUUAAUGAGUUCUCAGCUGAGGCUUGACGUAGGCUACCGUUUGCAUGUUAGCUGAUCCUCUGAAAAUGAGCCUGAGCAAGCUUUUGCUGUCUUGAGAAAUGAACUGAGUGAUGAUGUAGUUUACAGACAAACUGUUUUUAUUACUGUUGUUUUUCUUUUUAAAUAGCUGGAAACCAGUCUUCAGCCUUUUGUCUUCCAAGAUAGGAAAUCUUGUCUAAUGUUUGUUUUUGUUUGUUUGUUUGAACCCAUCAAUGUUAAGGAUGUUUAGCAAAAGUGAUGUCCGCACAAAACAUCUGUUCGUUCAUAACGUGAACAAACUGACAUCUAAUGAAGCUUUUGUGUGUAUAUUUUGUUUUUGUUUUUUAAGCAGGUUUGAAAGAAUAUGAAUUUAUGACCGUGUCCUGAAACAUUUAGGAAUCUAAAUAAACGUGGUGUGGAUAAAAAAAAAUUGUAUUGCAAAAAAAAAGCAUGAUUUCAACAUUUCACCUUGUACGUCACUGUAGACCAGUUUUAUCAUGCCAUAUGUGAUAUAUUUGUGACACAUUAUAGAGUAAACUGGUGUUAAUUCAUGUCUCUUCACUAUCAAGUGUACACAUCAUACUGGAAAAGUUUUAAAAGAGCAAAUCCAGCGUAAUAUAUUUGAGCUUUGAGGAGAAAUAACAGGAUUUGGUGAUGUACUUUGCAAUUUUUGUGUUACAGGAUGUGUAGUAAUUUAUCUACAGAUGCACGAGACUUCCAACAACUUCAGUAACUUGUGUUUCUCAGCGAGGGUUUUUAUCUAAUAGUCAGUAUAAAAUGUAAAAGGAUCCAGUCUGAUGUUCUUAUUGUCAACAAAAUUUAACGAAAAGACCAAAACCACCACUUUGACUUCCUGUCUGUGACUCUCAGCUCCAACCUUUCAAAACCGCUCGCGGAUAUAAAGUUAGUUUAGUUCCUUAAAAACAGCUAGUGCAUCUGUUGGGGACUACUUUCAGCGGCGGAUUAAUCCACGCGUGGAUCCACAUUCAGUGCUUGUUUUGGGCUUUUUAUGGGAUUUGUUGACGCAAAAAACAGACUAACCAGACGAGUCAUUUUCAGAGAGGUGAGAUAUUUUAGUAGUAGGGGGCGUUUUUCCAAAAUCGUAGUGCGUGGAGUACUUUUUAGAGCAGCAACGUUACAGCGGUCACGCGGCGAAGAGAUCGAUAUCUGCGCCCACAUAAUGCGGUGCAUCCACAAGAUGUUUGAAUUUUAAGCACGGGGCGUGGCCGUAUAGCUGUGUUUAUAUCGCCUAGUUCUUAAGUGGGGGACAGUGAAAAGGCAUUCUGGGUAUUGUAGGAAAUCACAGAAUAAAGCAGUUGUGAGGGUUUUUUUUCAGUGCACUGUACAUCACAGACGUACGUGGUUUUUAACGGUGAGACAUUAUGAGGUUGGGUUUCUCCUUUUUAAUCCAGCCUUAGUGCGUAGCAGUGUUUUUGACCUUUUUUUUCUAUUUUAUUUGCCAUGAAACGCUGUGUCUUGAAUCUUUAGCAUUCUUCGGAGUUCAGAAAGGAGUGUGCAGCUUGUUUCUCAUUUUACCAGGUUUACUUUUGUUUUACAUACUAGUAUUCGACUCUGUUGGAUCACCAGUUUAAGGGUCAAAUCAUUUCUUUUGUUUUUUUUUUUUGCUAACAAGUGUGUUUGCAUUCUUGCAAAUGAACUGUUUUAUACUGUACAGUGAGUUUAAACCUAUUUUUCUAAUAAAGUUAUUGACUUUG
Molecule: messenger RNA, 4391 nt
Organism: Micropterus dolomieu (smallmouth bass)
Lineage: Eukaryota; Metazoa; Chordata; Actinopteri; Centrarchiformes; Centrarchidae
Product: heterogeneous nuclear ribonucleoprotein Q
Exons: 11
Coding region: 157-2019 (620 amino acids)
Biological process (GO): CRD-mediated mRNA stabilization
Cellular component (GO): ribonucleoprotein complex; CRD-mediated mRNA stability complex; nucleus
Molecular function (GO): mRNA 5'-UTR binding
Source: RefSeq, a predicted model, not a curated record